UGCUCAGGCUGUGAUCAGAGAGUCCCUCCUGAUCCUAGGUGACUGGAGGAAGAAUUGUGAGGUGUUCCCAAAGAAGUCUGGGGAGCUGUGAGGCAGACAUGGGGCUGCUGACUGGGUAUGGACUGUGGUCUGUGGCCAUAUUCAUGGCCAUCUUCCUGCUGUUGGUGGACCUGAUGCACAGGCGCCAGUGUUGGACUGCCCGCUACCCCCCAGGCCCUUGGUCACUACCUCUGCUGGGCAACAUAUUGCAAGUGAACUUCAACAACAUGCCCUAUAGCUUGUACAAGCUUCGACAACGCUACGGAGAUGUGUUCAGCCUCAGUUUUGGCUGGAAUCCAGUGGUCGUGAUCAAUGGACCAAAGGCUGUGCGGGAGGCACUAGUAACCUGCGGAGAGGACACUGCAGACCAACCAUCAGUACCCACUAUUGAAUACCAGGGCUUUGGUCCCAAAUCUAAAGGUGUGAUCCUCGCACCUUACGGGCCUGAGUGGAGAGAGCAGCGGAGAUUCUCUGUGUCCACCAUGCGCAACUUCGGCCUGGGCAAGAAAUCACUGGAGGAGUGGGUGACCGAGGAGGCCGGCUGCCUCUGUGCCGCCUUCACCAAUCAGGCCGGGCAUCCCUUCAAACCCAACACCCUCCUGAACAAAGCCACGUGCAAUGUGAUUGCAUCCCUCGUUUAUGCCCGUCGCUUUGACUAUGAUGACCCUUUCCUCAAUAAGAUGCUGAAAACAUUAGAAGAAAGUAUGGGACAGAACACUGGCCUCAUUCCUGAGAUGCUGAACGCAUUCCCGAUGUUCCUGCGCAUCCCAGGCCUGGCUGACAAGGUCUUCCCAGGACAGAAAGCAUUUAUGGCCAUGCUGGAUGAGCUGUUGACUGAGCACAAGAUGACCUGGGACCCUGCCCAGCCACUGCGAGACCUGACUGAUGCCUACAUGGCUGAGAUGGAAAAGGCCAAGGAGAACCCGGAGAGCAGCUUCAAUGAUCCAAAUCUGCGCCUGGUUGUCUCAGACCUGUUCAGUGCGGGGCUGGUGACUACCUCCACCACCCUGUCCUGGGCACUACUUCUCAUGAUUCUGCAUCCGGAUGUGCAACGCCAAGUCCAACAGGAGAUCGAUGAAGUCAUUGGGCAGGCACGGCAUCCAGAGAUGGCAGACCAGUCCCGAAUGCCCUUCACCAAUGCUGUGGUUCACGAGGUGCAGCGAUUUGCAGACAUUGUCCCAAUGAAUGUGCCACACAAGAUAUCCCAUGACGUUGAAGUACAGGGCUUCCUCCUCCCCAAGGGCAUGACACUCAUUGCCAACCUGACUUCAGUGCUGAAGGAUGAGAACACCUGGGAGAAACCCCUCCAAUUCCAUCCAAAACACUUCCUGGACGCCCAGGGCCGCUUUGUGAAGCCUGAGGCCUUCAUGCCGUUCUCAGCAGGCCGCCGCGCAUGCCUCGGGGAGCCGCUGGCCCGCAUGGAGCUCUUCCUCUUCUUCACCUGCCUCCUGCAGAGAUUUACCUUCUCGGUGCCCCCUGGACAGCCCCGGCCCAGUGACCGGGGAGUCUUUAUGUUUCUGCUUGUCCCGUCCCCUUACCAGCUCUGUGCCGUGGCACGCUAGCAGAGACACCAUUUUCUGCUCAGGCUGAUUGAUGUACAAUAAACCAACCCUGCCACUGCCA
Molecule: messenger RNA, 1662 nt
Organism: Nannospalax galili (Upper Galilee mountains blind mole rat)
Lineage: Eukaryota; Metazoa; Chordata; Mammalia; Rodentia; Spalacidae
Product: cytochrome P450 2D3-like
Exons: 9
Coding region: 99-1601 (500 amino acids)
Biological process (GO): arachidonate metabolic process; xenobiotic metabolic process
Cellular component (GO): intracellular membrane-bounded organelle; cytoplasm
Molecular function (GO): heme binding; oxidoreductase activity, acting on paired donors, with incorporation or reduction of molecular oxygen, reduced flavin or flavoprotein as one donor, and incorporation of one atom of oxygen; iron ion binding
Source: RefSeq, a predicted model, not a curated record